This is a messenger RNA of Sitophilus oryzae (rice weevil), 9760 nucleotides long. RefSeq lists its product as uncharacterized. The coding region runs from base 401 to 8767 and encodes 2788 amino acids. Gene Ontology annotation, molecular function: protein binding. The transcript has 8 exons. The record is from RefSeq and is a predicted model, not a curated record. NCBI's taxonomy places the organism in Eukaryota, Metazoa, Arthropoda, Insecta, Coleoptera, Curculionidae.
AUCAAUAACUUCAAGAUUGACGACGUACCUAAAAUGUACCAUCACCGUUUAUAGUUUUAAAAAAAGCGAUAUUAAACGAAAGCGAGGCGGCCGGCAAUAGUAAUCGGUAUCGGUAUUUCCAUUUUGUUUAUGUUAUAUUAAAUAACUUAACGGAUAAACAAGUCUGUCGACUUUUUGCUCGUUUGCAUACUGUGAAAAUCACAUAUCAAUUCACGCUUUCUUCGCAAAAAAAGUAACGAUCGUGAUAUGUGAUUUUUAAAUAUCAGUGAAAAAAUCACAGUUCGUGAAAUAUCGCUCAUCUCUAGUCAAACGUCAGUUUGAAAUUAAAAAUGUCGCGGUGAAGCCGUUCGAACGUUGUGCGAUUGUCAUCGGUACGUGUCGUAAAUAAAAGGAAAAUAAGAUGGCAAAUAAUGGAUAUAUCGUGUUUUGUACGAAAAAAGGUAAAACGAGUGAGCCUUUUCAACUGGCAAUUGGAGAACAACGAUUCGGUUCAGCUGCUUCUAAUGAAAUCAGAUUAAAGAAACCCCAUCCACUGCUACUGGGAGAACAUGCAGUGCUCAGUGUAAACGAAAACGGAAUAGCUAUUCUGACAAAUAAAUCGGAAGGAUCUACUGUAACUAUAAAUAACAAGCCUGUGAUUAAACCAACAAUACUGAAGCACAAAGAUCAAUUUGAUAUUCUGGGAACAGUGUUUCAGUAUUUUAAUGAGAAAACUCUGCAUCAUGAUUUUAAGGAUGAACUGAGGCAUUUACCUACAAGAAAAAGAUCAAUACAUCCCCUAUUAAAAAUAUCAUACAAAACAUCACCUAAAAAAUCACCCAAUACUAAGCCAGUUCAUAUGACACCAAGUAAAUCCAACAUUUCGCCAAGAUGCAAAACAGAAUCAAAGGUUUCAAAAAAUAUCCGAUUAUUUCCAAGCGGAAGACGAGGAAUAUCUUUGGGGAAGCACACUAAUAAAUCCAAUUCAACUUCUAAAGUGUCUUCCAGAAACAUACUACUUUCACAGUCAUUGAAUAUAUCCAAUGAUGAAGACCUAAGACCUUCAACAUCAAACAUAAAAUCUGGUAGAAGAAGUUUAAAUGUUUCAAAAAAUAACCUUAAUUCGCCAAGAUCAGUCUCUACGGGAAAAAUAAAUGUAUUAAAGAAUCCCACACCAAAAGAUAAAAGAAAUAGCCGAAAUUCUUUAUUAAGAAGAACUUUAAAUAAAGCUCACGAGAGAAGCCGAUAUUCUUUUGCUUCCGAAGCUCCAACAGAAGGUUCUCCUUUAAAUAUACCAAGUUCUCUGGAGUCUACACCAAAAAAUGUAUCACCAAAUUCAUUUAUUGGAGACCAGACUACUACUAAUGAAGAAAUAUCAAAGAAACUAUCAAGGUCGUUGAGAAAUAGUCGCAGCAAUAUAGAAGGAUCUUUAGUUGUUAAUGUGGAUGAAGAAUCAGUCUUCAACGAUAUAUCAAGUUCGAUAAUUUCUAAUAAUGAGACAUACAAAGAAGUUAAAGACCAUUCACCGAAUAUGUCUAAUAUUUCUGGAAGAAAAUCUUUCAGACAGUCCACAAAUUCACCCUCGGUAAAAACUACUCCUUUGAAUAAAAGUUUGUCAAAUGAACUUGAUGCAUCUGUAAGAAAAUCGAGGUAUUCUGUAAAUGAAUCACCAAAACCUGACAGAAGUUCUUUAAGAAGAGAAUCUCGACAAAGUUUGAACAAAUCUUAUUUGAGUGAAGCAGAUUCUUCACUAACUCGAGACAAAUCAAUAAAUACAUCGAGAAGGAGCUCAAAAAUCAUGCAAAAUAUUAAAGCUGUCACUGAUGAACAUUCUGAUUAUAAUUUAGACGCUGAUGAUUUUCAGUCUCCAGUUAAUAGGGCUACUUCUACUAGGAAUAGUAGAAUUAAAAUAAUAGAAGACGAUAAAGCUGUCACAGAUGAGGAAUCUGUAAGUGGGGAUAUUGAAACUACACCUAAUAAUGUCAGUCCUCACAGUAGAAGCUCCUUAAGAAGAAAGAGUCACCAAGAAAGCCCAGCCAAUGUAUCUAGAAGAAGCAGUAUGAAAAUAGUAGAUGAUAAAGCUGUAACAGAGGGGGAGUCUGUAAGUGAGGAUUUAGAAGCUACUCUCAAUAAUGUUAGUUCUCAUAAUAGAAGCUCCUUAAGAAGAAAGACUCACCAAGAAAGCCCAGUCGAUGUAUCUAGAAGAAGCAGUAUGAAAAUAGUAGAUGAUAAAGCUGUAACAGAUGAGGAGUCUGUAAGUGAGGAUUUAGAAGCUACUCUCAAUAAUGUUAGUUCUCAUAAUAGAAGCUCCUUAAGAAGAAAGACUCACCAAGAAAGCCCAGCCGAUGUAUCUAGAAGAAGCAGUAUGAAAAUAGUAGAUGCUAAAGCUGUAACAGAUGAGGAGUCUGUAAGUGAGGAUUUAAAAGCUACUCCCAAUAAUGUUAGUUCUCAUAAUAGAAGCUCCCUAAGAAGAAAGACUCACCAAGAAAGCCCAGUCGAUGUAUCUAGAAGAAGCAGUAUGAAAAUAGUAGAUGAUAAAGCUGUAACAGAUGAGGAGUCUGUAAGUGAGGAUUUAGAAGCUACUCCCAAUAAUGUUAGUUCUCAUAAUAGAAGCUCCCUAAGAAGAAAGAGCCACCAAGAAAGUCCAGUCAAUGGAUCUAGAAGAGGCAGUAUCAAAAUAAUUGAAGAUGACAAAACUGUAACAGAUAAGGAAUCUGAAAGUGAGGGUAUUGAAGCUACACCUAAUAAUGUUAGUUCUCACAAUAGAAGCUCCUUAAGAAGAAAGAGUCUACAAGUAAGCUCCGUCAAUGGAUCUAGAAGAAGCAGCAUUAAAAUAAUAAAAGGUGAUAAAGCUGUAACAGAUGAGUCUGAAACUGAGGAUGCUGAAACUAAUAAUGUUAGUUCUCACAAUAGAAGCUCCUUAAGAAGGAGUCAAGUAAGCUCAGUCAAUAUAUCUAGAAGAAGCAGUAUGAAAAUAAUAGAAGAUAAUAAAGCUGUAACAGAUCAAGAGUCUAUAAUUGAAGAUAUAGAAACUAUACCUAAUAAUGUUAGUUCUCAUAAUAGAAGUUCUUUAAGAAGAAGUCAACAAAGUUUGAAUGUAUCUAAUGUAAGUGAGGUAGAUACUUCAUUUUUAAAAGAUGAUGUUUUAAAAGCAGAUAACUCAAUCAGAAGAUCUAUUAGAAAGAGUACUAAAACCAAUGAUAAUGAUAGUUUAGUAUUAACAGAUGAGAAGCCCAAUUACAUUUUAGGUGACAAUGAAGAACUUGAAUCUACAGCCAAAAACGCUAGUGGUGUUAGAAAUAGUAGGAGCUCUUUAAGUAGGAAAUCAGCACAAGUUUUGAACAUAUCUGAUUCAAAUAUAAGAGAUCUAUCGUCUACAGAAGAUAACUCGCCCAGUGGAUCCAGAAGAAAGAGUUCUAAAACAACAGAGAAUGAUACAGAUGAGGAUUCUGGCUAUAAUUUUGUUUUAAGUGAUGAUACAGAAACUACAGCUGAUAAAUCUGCUUUGACUAGGAAUAGUAGAAGCUCUUUGGGGAGCAGAAAAAGUCAGACAAAUUUGAAUGCCUCUAAUGUAAGUGAAGUGGAUCCUUUACUUAUUGAAAAUGAUGCAUUUUCUGCAAAUAACUCAGUUAGAAGAUCUAUAAGAAAGAGUUCAAUUAUAAAUGACGAUAUUCGAGUUAAUGGAGAAAAUUCCGAGUCUGUUUUAGAAGCAAGUUAUACCUCAGAAGGUAAUAAUUCCAGUGCUGUUAGAAAUGGUAGAAGUUCAGUAAGCAGGAAAUCUCAACUAAUAUCUAAUAUAAGUAAAGCAGAUCUUUCAUUGAAACAAGAUAACUCUAGCAGUGGAUCUAGAAGAAAUAGUACCAAAGUAAUAGAAAAUAAUCAAUUUUUAACAGUUGAGCAGUCAGGAAUUGAAACUAUUGACACUACAAAUAUUCAUGAGAAUGUCAUUAGAAAUAGUAGAGGCUUUUUGAGAAGAACAUCUGAACAAAUCUUGAAUGUAUCUAGCGGACCUGAAGCUGAUACAUCAUUUACAAAAGACAGUGAUUCUAAAACAGGCAGUCUGAACAGAGUCUCUACAAGAACAAGCUUCAAACUAACAGAAAGUGAUGCUGAAACUAUCAAUAAUGUCAGUUCUGUUAGAAACAGUAGAAGCUCAUUCAGAAACCAAUCCAGGCAAAGUCUGGAUGAAUCUACUGUAAGCAAAGUAGAUUCUUCAUUUACCAAAGAUGUCUCAACUGGUAGAUUAAGAAGAAGUUCCAAAAUUGCAGAAAAUAUUAAAACACCAUCAGUAAAUGAAAAGGAUAGUGUUAUUAUUAUCAAUGAUUCUACAAGAAAUAUUAUAGAUAUUGCUGACGAAGAUACAGUUGACUUAAAUUAUUCAAAUGCAAAGAAUUCUGCUAAAGAUGAGCCUUUAAUGCGUCACAGCAUUUUUGACGAGACCACGCAAGAUGUCCUCUCGCCUGUCAAGCGUAUAUCAGGAAUGCCUACUAUUGGCUCUGCCAGUACAACAAAAAAUAGUCCGUUCAGUCAUCUUAGCAACAUAUCGGGAAAUAUAUCUGCAAGGAGUCGUAUAUCUAGCGGUUGUAACAAUUCAAGUUUGAAUUCGCAAGAUUUGAAUCAGAGUACUACUUCGGUUAUAUCCGUGUCAUCGCAGAGUUUUUCGAGUUUUAAGAGAACUAGAAGUACUUCUGCGAAAGAUGGUACAGUUAAUGAACUUGUGGGAACACCAGAAUUGAAAAGCCGUAAUUCUAGACAGAGUACCACUUCGGUUAUUACCGUAUCUUCGCAGAGUCUUAAGAGAAGUGCUUCUGUUAAGGAUGGUACAGUUAGUGAAGAUGUUGGGACGCCAGAGUUGAAAAGCCGGAGUUCAAGAUUGAGUAGCACAGGACAGAAUACGACUCCUAUGAAGAACAACUCUUUGAGUUCAUCAUCGCAGUUGGACAGUUUUUGUACUUCCACGCCAUUCAUUAAACAGAACAUCAGCAAAAUACAACCUUCUAAAGACGCACACUCGGCAAUAGUUUCUCAUAAGAAGUCUACAGAUCUGAAGACCAACAUUGAUGCUGUUCCACAAAGAAAAAGCCUCAGACGUACCAGAUCUUUAUCGCAUAACUGCAUAUCUUGUGGGCACAUUGACGGCUCACAUGCCUCGCGUACGUUGAGCAGGUCUGUUUCCACCAUUGAAAUCGAUACUACAAAGAAAGAAGUCACUCCUCUUCUGCACAGAAAAUCCCACACUACGCCACUGUCAGUAACGCCCAAGAAAAUCUUUGACGACGGAGUAACUCCAAAGUCAGCCAUAAAACCGAACCGUUUGUCAACGAAGGUAACAACGCCACUGUACAAACCUCUAACUGAAGAUAUUACUCCAGUAACUCCCGAAAAAUUUGCUGCUACCGUUGACGAAUCAUUCAAAACACCCGUCAAUACCCCGGGAUUAUUUGACAGCAUCAAGGAAAGCGUCAUCAAAUCUCGAAAGAGGAAGAGGGAGAGUAACGGUAGCUUUAUAAAAGAACGUAAAAUAGCUAAGACAGAUCCAUCUCUAUCUGAAGAGACAGAAAUAAUCAAACACCCGAAAGUACAAAGGAAAAAACAAAACUCGCCCAAAAAUGACCUCACCAACUUGCCAAACUUGCGAUCCUUGGUGUCACCCAAAACUCAGAAAACUCCCAAAAACGAUUUAACCGAUGUGGCUGGAGUUAAAAAACUGUUUGAAAGAAAUACUCCUAAAAACGACUUGACUAAAGUUUCCGCCGUUAAGAAGAUCUUCCAGAAAAAUAGUCCAUUGAACGAUCUCAGAAAUAUACCAAGUUUGAAAGAACUGGUCACCGUCGAAGCAAAUUCGCCUAAAAACGAUUUAAGCGAUGUGAGAGGCUUGAAGAACAUGUUCCGCAAAAGUAUUGCCAACGAUCUUAGAAACGUACCGAAUUUGAAGAGAUUUAUGUCACCAAAAGCUCAAAAAUCACCUAAAAAUGAUCUGCAUAAUGUCAGUGCUGUUGCAAGUUUGUUCAAUGUGUCUGGAGUCGAGCAAUUGCAUCCAGACAGCGAUAUCGAGAACUCUGAAGAUCUGUUCAGUAGUCUGACUGGUCAAAAACCUAUUAAACAAUAUGGUAGGGGUAAAAGUAUGACUCCGGUUAAAAAUGAAGCUAACAAUUUAACAAAAAGAAGAACUAUGGGUGAUAUACCUAUAUCUUCACCUAGAGUUCAAGAAUGGGUUAACGAACAAAGUGCUUUGACUGAAAAUUCAGCGAAAAAUACUUUGGUAAUUCAAGGAGAGACAGGAUCUCCUUACAGGUCAAGAAGUGGUCGCAUCAUUACACCAAAAAAGCCGUUUUCGGAGAUAGUAAACCAAAAGGAGAGCAGUAGAGUAACACCUGUUCAAACUACUAACUUGGAAAGCUCUAGUACUAAGAAAAAUCAUGCUGUAAAGACAGAAAUUCAACUUAAAGUUCCGAAAAAAGUCGCUUUUAAAGAUGAUGAUCAGUCGCUUGAAGCAGCUAAAGAAAAUAGCACACCAGUGGAUACAAUUUCACACGCAAAACGUCAAAAACUCGCAGCUGUUGAGGAUAACAGCCCGGUUAGGAAAAGCGGCAGGACUAGAAUGAAGAAACUAGAUGCCGAACCUACUGAACAGAUCUCUGAAGCUAUUUCACAAGAAAAUAGCGAAGAAUCUGCAAAAUCUAAAGAAAAUGAAACUACUAGUCCAGUACCAAUCAAAAGAUCCAGAAGAGCAAAAAACAAUACAGAAGAUAAUGUAGAAACAAAUACUUCAAAAGCUGAAAUAAUUGAUAAGAAAAAUAAGAAGGCCGAAGAAAAUACAGGAGAUUUAGAAGUAAAUUCAGGAAAAACCACUAAGAGAAAGGAGAAAGUAGAAGAUAAAGAAGAUGUGAACACAGAUGAUAACAUAGAAACACACGUAGAAAAAACGGGAAAGACCACUAGGAGAAAGAAGAAAGUUGAAGAGGUUAAAGAAGACUCAGAAGUUCCAACAAAUCCUGUUGUCCAAGAAGUUAAGAAGUCGUCAAGGAAAAAAGCCACCAACACACCUGAAAUAUCUGAAAACUUACCAUCACUUCAUGAAACUAAGCAAUCUACACGGGCUGGAAGAAGGAAAGUAGUUGAAGAUGCCUCAGAGCCAGAAAGUUUGGCUACUCCCGAAAUAACAGAGAAUGUAAAACCUAAAAGAGGAAGGGGCAAAGCAGUUAAGGAUAUAGCAGCAGCAGAAGAUGCUUCUACUUCAGAAGUAAUUGAAGGUUCAAAAUCAAGAAGAAGAGCUGUUAGAAAUGCAUCAGCUACAACAGAAAAUACUGCUACUCCAGAAGUAACUGAUGUAAAACCACAAAGGGGGAGAGUAGUUAGGUUUGCAUUAGCAACAGAAAAAAUUGCUACUCCUGAAGUAGUAGAAUCUGUUAAAUCUCGAAGAAGGAAGGCAGUUGAAGAAGAACCAACAGAAAAUGCUGCCAUUCCUGAGGUUACUGAAGAGGUGAAACCAAAAAGGGGAAGAGCAGUUAAAAAUGCAGCAAAAGGAGAAGAUGUUGGUACUCCUCAAGUAGUAGAAACUGCUAAAUCUCGAAGAAGGAAGGCAGUUGAAGAAGAACCAACAGAAAAUGCUGCCACUCCUGAGGUUACUGAAGAGGUAAAACCAAAAAGGGGAAGAGCAGUUAAAAAUGCAGCAAAAGGAGAAAAUGUUGGUACUCCUGAAGUAGUAGAAACUGGUAAAUCUCGAAGAAGGAAGGCAGUUGAAGAAGAACCAACAGAAAAUGUUGCUACUCCUGAGGUUACUGAAGAGGUAAAACCAAAAAGGGGAAGAGCGGUUAAAAAUGCAGCAAAAGGAGAAGAUGUUGGUACUCCUGAAGUAGUAGAAGCUGCUAAAUCUCGAAGAAGGAAGGCAGUUGAAGAAGAACCAACAGAAAAUGUUGCAACUCCUGAAGUUAAAGAAGAUGUAAAACCGAAAAGAGGAAGAGCAGUUAAAAAUGCAGCAAAAACAGAAGACGUGGAAGAUCCAACAGAAAAUGUGGCUACUUCUGCGACAAAUGAAGCUGUUAAACCAAGAAGAGGAAGAACAGUUAAAGAUGCUCCAAUACCAAAUAGUGUGGAUACUCCUGAAGUAACUAAACCAAAAAGAGGAAGAGCAAUUGCUGAUAAAGAAGAAACAGAAUCACCAAGUGUGUCAGAGAAAGUGCAGGCAACAAAACGUGGAAGAAAACAAGCAAGUGUAGAUGAAGAUAAAACUGAAGUUGCCACAAAAGAGGUUCAAAAGAAAACUGGAAGGAAAAAAGCUGCCCAAACAGUGGAAGUUGUCGAUGAAAAUACUGAGAACACUCCAGAAAAACGACUUGGUAGAUCAAGGAAAGCAAAAGAUGCAGAAAAUACGUUAACGCCUCAGAAGGCAGCGAAAAGACCAAAGAAGCAAGUUAAAGCAGACGAAAAUAAAGAUACUGUAGACCAAAAAGACUCCGAAACUCAUAUUUCUCCUAAAAAAACUCGCGGAAAGAGGGUUGCAACAAAAAAUACUAAGCAGGAAUUGGAAAACGUUUCCGAGAAUUCGGAAAAUGCUUCAGAAAAACGAGUUGGCAAAUCUAAGAACUCAUCAACUACCGAACCAGCCACAAAAAGGAAAUUAAAAAAUCAAAAAGAAAUACUUGGUAAUACUGAUGAUGACCAUUAUUAUUCAGAUGAUGAAGUCGUUUUCAAACGGCCAAGGAAGAAUGCUAAGAAAGAACAACAAAAUACAGCAACGGUGGAAGCGUCAGAUACAGGCAAGCGUUCUUUGCGUAAACGAAAGUAGAAGGUAUAUAUUUAGAUUUAAUUUUUGACUUAUUUAAAUGUAUAUAUGUAUGAUAGACUUAAAUUUUUGCCGAGAAGAAGCAUUUAUUUUAUAUAUGCAAGUUGUCAUGACAUGUGAAUGUCAAUUUUUUGUCUAUUGACGUUAGUUUUUAAUGUGUGCAUUGCCCUAAUAUUUAUAUACAUAUUUUUAUAAAAUAAAACUUUGAAUUAUUUGAAAUUGUUGUUCUCGAUAUUUUGUACAAAUUCAAUUUGUGACAGUUUGAAUGAAGAAAAAUUCCGACGCUCUAGUAUACACUUUCAAACAUUUGUAUAAAAAAAAAAUUUAUCCAUUAUAUACUGUAUGAUCCAAAAAACGGCAUCCGUUGGCUUGGAAAUGACGAUCAAUGACAUUCCCCAUAUGAUUUUAAAUAAAUACAUUAGACUCAUAGAUUUAUUUUAUUUUCUAUACUACUCCAUAAAGUUUGUCUAGCGAGAGAAUAUAUGGUUUCGACUUUUGUCAUCAUUAUUGUCGUCUGGUCUUGCUGGAUAGAGUAUGUUUUUAUACAUAAAAUGUAAUAUAUCUAAAUUAUAUGAAUCUUUUCGGGCUAUAAAAAUAUCGUUAAAUUCCAUUCUAAGGCAGGUGUUUGAAAGUAUAUGCAUAUUUUAUAAAACUCACUUUUUUCCAAAGCUUUAUUGAAUUACUGAUUACUUAUAAGUUUAAACUUAUCUUUAUUUGAUAUGAUCAAGAAUAGUGUUUAGGCUUCAAAAAAUAUAUUUAUACAUUUUUAUUAGAAAGUAGAUUAGAUACCGUAUGAUCGAAAAAAAUGCAUCCAGUUUGCUGGGUAAUGACGGUCGAUGACAUUUCCAAUAUAAAUUUACAUAUAAAUAAAUGACUUCAAUGACUUCGUUUCAUAGCCAUCGCUGACGCCGUUUUUUGCGAUCAUACGGUACAAAUAUUUAGAAGAUAUAUUGAUUUAUUAGUUGUAUAUUUUUUUUUCUUUCUUCCGUAAUAAAA